GGCCAGUCUCUACUGUUACUCUCAGCUCACAGAGGACAUAUCCUGUCCCACACUAGAUCCUUUAUUUUACAUCUCAGACUAUUUACUAGCUUCUCUUUCUCUCUGUUCAAUCACUGUUCACAAUCUCUGCAGCUGCCUCAGAUUCUUAUCUGACCACAGUUUGUUUUUUUUCGAGUGCAGUUUCCUUGCCUACACUCUUAUUUCCUUGUUUGCUUUUAAUGUGUAUUUCGGAUCCUCCGACUUUUGCACACUAAGUUCUCAACUUGUGAGUAACCUCUUUUGCUUGUUGGCUGCUGAUUUUGUACCUAUGCACGGAAUACAUGGUGGGCGCAGUGCCCACCUGGACAAGAAGACAGUGGAGAGAGUAAUACAGAAGCUGGAUGUUUUGACACGGUAUAAUGGGUCGCCUCAUUUCCAGAGGGGUCACCCUUACCUUCCAGAUAUCACCAGGGACACUAAGGAGCACCUGCGUCAGAUCCUGGACAAGAACUCGGACUUCGGACAUAACCAUUACCUGCAGGUGACCAUUUACAGUCUUCUCUACAAGACCGAGCAGUGCAUACAGGUGCUUAGCAAACAAGAUGCUGUGGACAGGAGAACACUCACUAAGCUUUCACUAAUCUUCAGUCACAUUCUAUGUGAACUUCGAGCCUUGUUCCCCGGUGGGCGUUAUCAAGGAAACACAUAUCGUGUCACAAAACUCGAGGCAUCCAAUUUCUGGUCACAAACAUAUGGGAAUAGGUGUCUAAUAAAAUGGGAGGAGUUUAGAGGUGGACUUCAUCCUGUGCACAACAUAGAGGCAGGGCCUCUGGAAUCUGCACUGCGCAGUACAAUGGAUUUAACAUGCAAUGACUACAUCUCAAUGUAUGAGUUUGACAUCUUCACACGUCUCUUCCAGCCCUGGGAAACCCUGUUGCAGAACUGGAUGCUGCUGGCUGUCACCCACCCUGGCUACAUGGCGUUUCUCACCUAUGACGAAGUUAAAGAGCUCCUUCAGGGCCACACACACAAGCCUGGCAGUUAUAUCUUCCGGUUAAGUUGCACACAUCUCGGACAGUGGGCAAUUGGCUAUGUAACUGCUAAUGGCAGCAUUCUACAGACCAUACCUCACAACAAGUCUUUAUAUGAAGCCCUGAAUGAAGGAGAGAAAGAAGGCCUGUAUCUCUAUCCAAAUGGUUUGAACAGUAAACAUAGUUUGUCAUGUGUCGCUAAACCGAAUCCAAACUCGGUGAUUCAAGUGACCCAGGAACAGUGGGAAUUGUAUUCAGACAUGGAUUCCACCUUUGAACUGUGCAAAAUCUGUGCGGACAGCGAAAAGAACAUUCGGAUAGAGCCUUGUGGCCACUUAUUGUGUGACCAGUGUCUAACAUCCUGGCAGAAAAAUGAGAACACAUGUCCAUUCUGCCGACACAAAAUCACAGGCAAAGAAAAGAUUCACAUUACUUCACCGCCGAAGCAAGAAGAGCAUCAAACAGAAACCUCAGGCCCACAGACCUUCUCGGAGCCACCACCCCAUGAAGUGAGUAGUGAUCACUGUGACUCUCGUCCGUUGUACGGCUGUCUCUCUCUGUCCUGUUUCUGCAGUGCUGUGUCCUGUUGUCUGACCUCAUAGAAGACUGUCCUUCCUUAUGUGUGCAUUGGUGACUCCAUACAUGGCAUUAUAAUGUGACAUUGUCUUGUGCCAGGAGGGUGCUGACUUGGCCAGCACUUUAUCUAAAUCCUUCAUCGAUGAAGAGGAAGUGGACUGGAUUAGAAACCGACCCCUCCCACCACGCCCUGGGGCACCAGCCCUUCCAUCUUUCCACCCUUCAACAUUUGCUGCUCCACGUCCAUCAGCACCUCCUUUGCCCCCUCUUCCCCCUCACCUUCAAACUACUCUAUCCAGAAGAAUGAGGCUACACGCAACAGAUGUUAUCAGAGGAAGUCAUCAUUAACCCAACUAUGGAUGGUCUGAAUCUACAGAAAGUGAUUCAUA
Messenger RNA from Nanorana parkeri, 1975 nucleotides. RefSeq names its product Cbl proto-oncogene C (gene CBLC). The coding region runs from base 308 to 1612 and encodes 434 amino acids. The transcript is spliced from 9 exons. Gene Ontology annotation, molecular function: phosphotyrosine residue binding; SH3 domain binding; receptor tyrosine kinase binding. Gene Ontology annotation, biological process: negative regulation of epidermal growth factor-activated receptor activity; cell surface receptor signaling pathway. Lineage: Eukaryota; Metazoa; Chordata; Amphibia; Anura; Dicroglossidae. Gene Ontology annotation, cellular component: membrane raft; plasma membrane. The record is from RefSeq and is a predicted model, not a curated record.